Messenger RNA from Lytechinus variegatus (green sea urchin), 2151 nucleotides. RefSeq lists its product as uncharacterized. The record is from RefSeq and is a predicted model, not a curated record. Bases 376 to 1950 code for a protein of 524 amino acids. The transcript is spliced from 3 exons. Lineage: Eukaryota; Metazoa; Echinodermata; Echinoidea; Temnopleuroida; Toxopneustidae. Gene Ontology annotation, molecular function: catalytic activity.
UGACAUCCGGAAAUACAAGACAUGGUAUAGGCCCCCCAUUGCGCAAUGUUAGAUACAAUACAGGACACGCCCACUGCAAUUGAGGAAAAACAAGUUUGGCAGGAAAUAUCGUCAACUACACAGUGCAGUACUAGCUGCUUUUCUAAUCAUUUUACAUGUUUAGAGACGACGUGAAGCUAUGUGCAUUGUGUGUAUAUGUUUGUGCACGGACCUGAAGUCUGUACUUCGUAGGGACCAUGGUGUAAUUGGAUGCACUUUCUGUUUGAUAUUCGCAGGGAGAUCCUGAUGAUAUCUACCCGGGGAUAUCUAGUGUUCAAACAUAUUAAAACUUGACAAAAUCAUUGUGAAUCACUGUUUAAUCGACGGAGGUAGAAUAUGGCCCGUGAGAAGGGCACGCAUUGGAAACCCAAGGCGAUAUUUCUACUCCCGAACACCAUUAACAGUACUUCAUAUCCAAAUAAGGAAACUCAGAAUGACUUGGAACACAAAGGAUAUGGAAGUUGCAAUAUUAAAGAAGGCUUGGAUCGAUCUUGGACGAUAGAUCAACUCGCUGAGGAGCUGAUAGCCCAUUAUCCUCAACAUAAGGCUGAGCUAGCAAAGACUGGAAUCGAGUUCGCCAAGCUUCAGAGAUAUUCCAGGAAGAUCAUUGCCCAUGUCCUUGUGAAGAGAAGUACUGUCGCUGACCUUGAGAAACAACAUGGCCAAGGAAUCUUGGUUAUUCUUCAAAAGGAGAGUGUUGUGCCAUCACAAAAGGUGCCGGAAGAAAUGAAGGGUGCCGUAAAGGUCAAGGAGGAGGUGACGUCCCCGAAGAAGUCCUCCAACCAAAGACAGAAAAAAAUCGAACCAACAUCACGUGAGUUUGUUGACCAGGUCCAGCGCGAGCUGGAUAUCUUGUCACAGCUAGGAGGUAUAAAAAUAGCUCACCUAAACUGCCAGUCUCUUUGUAACAAGAAAGAUGAGCUGAAACUCCUUCUGCUUUGUCGGGCAACAGUUGAUGUGAUGACCCUUAGCGAAACCUGGCUAGGUGAAAACGACAAGAACAAUAGUUUCAACGUUCCUGGAUACACCAUUAUGUCAAGGAAGGACAGGGCAUAUGGUGGUGUUUUGAUAUAUGUGAAAGACAGUCUUUCAAGUUUGGUCAGAGAGUGUGACACCAAGAUGGAGGAGGGAUUAGAUGCAUGCUGCAUCGAUAUCCAGCUUGGCGGGAGUAAUGAUGUAAAGAAAGGAUCAGACGAAAUCAACAUGUGCUUGAAGAAGACUUUACUGAGAAUAAUAAGUGUCUACGUGCCACCAAGAACGAGGGAUCAGGUUUCCCUCCUUAAAAAGCUGCAAAGAAGUUUGAAUAAAUUGAAGGCAACAGAAAGUUGCAAGCCGACAUCUUCCGAAGGAACUGGUAACAAGAAGUACUCUUGUUGCUGUAAAACAAAUUAUGUGAUACUAGGUGAUUUCAACUGCGAUAGAAAAACUCUUUCGUCGUGCAAAGUCAUGAAAUCAGUGAAUAGGGAGAAACUCCAAGCACUUGAUGAACUUGAGAAAGACCAUCAUUUAUCACAGCUGAUCAAAGUUCAUACACGGGUUGGUUUCAGGAAGACGAAAUGUCUGACGACAAAAUCUUUGAUCGAUUUUGUCUUCACGGAUAAUCCAGAUGCUGUCUCAUCCUCAGGAGUGGCUCAUAUUGCUAUGAGUGAUCACUAUAUGGUGUACUGCGCCUAUGAACCUGAUAAGAAAUAUCUCCACAAGUCAACACCGUUGCUGACAAUUGAAGAGUUUUCUCAACUUUCCAAGAGUGAUAUCGACGAAGAAGUAUAUGGAAUGAUUCGUGACCGUGACCGUGCCAAGGAAAUGGAAGAUUGGAAUCGGUACGAUCUGUUAAAAAAAUACAUCAAAGUAGCAAAAAAUGAAAACAAAAAAGCACGGAAUAAACAAAAAAAGGCUUUGAAGUUGAAAUGACUCAUGUGUAACCAAAAACAUGAGGUGAAAUGACCGGUUGAUUAUAACGCUUCAAAAAUGAAACGAAAAAAAGUACCGGUAUUUAAUAUUGGCAAUUGUUAGCUGAUCAUAGAUUUGCGUUUAUCUAUUAUACAGUGCGUAUCAAAAAAGUUUACACUUUGAAAAAGCCCUGGGAAUUCAAAAAUAUACAACAUGUGGGUA